This is a messenger RNA of Hyalella azteca, 1424 nucleotides long. RefSeq lists its product as uncharacterized. The coding region runs from base 709 to 1131 and encodes 140 amino acids. NCBI's taxonomy places the organism in Eukaryota, Metazoa, Arthropoda, Malacostraca, Amphipoda, Hyalellidae. The transcript is spliced from 2 exons. The record is from RefSeq and is a predicted model, not a curated record.
CCGUUGUGGAUUUAUGCACGAGUCUGGAUGACAGUUACGGUUGAAGCGGCGCGUAAAAUACGUUACGUACAUGAAUGUCGGGCCAUGCAGUAAAUUAAAUUUGACCUUGGAUAGUAAUAAGCGCAGCACAGAGCCGAAUACAGAUAUUACUAAAUAUUUUGGGUUUCUGGCAGCUUAAUCUAACCAAUAGUUUGAUGAUUCUUAUGCUACGUAGGAACAGGGAAGCGCUCGGUGUCGUAUAUAUAAAGGCUGCUAGAGGAAUAACGGGCACACUUGUGCUCUAUUUGAACGAAGAAGAUGUCAGUAACUUUGCUGGAUUUAAUCUAUAGCUGUAAGGUGAACUUAAUUGGUUCCUUAAAAUUUCCAAGAAUUUGGUAGUUUAGGAAAACUCUAUUGAACAUAUUAUGAGACAUUCAACGUUCUUUCGCAUAGCUAUCCCAAAACAGGUUGAUGCCAAAAGUGUUGAAUACAGAAGUGAAAUUGAUCUAUUAGCGAUAAUAGUGCAGAAGUAUAGGUGAAACCUUGAAAAACUUUUUCUCCUAGUAUGGAAUAAUUGUGCAUGGGAAUAAAUAAAAAUUUAAUCGAACAAAUUCCAAGUACUUCAAAGUAACAAGUAUGCGUGCAAACACCAAAUAAAAAAUUAUUAAAAUCCUCGUUGCAUUCACAGCAAUUAUUCACGGGAUUUAGUUUUAUCAUAAUUAAUUGACGAUGAUGCUUGAAAAGUUUCGCACUGUCAUGAUGCAAGCCGUGUUGAUUGCAGUCGUAGUGCUGUGCCAAGCUUCUUCCCUCAGGCCGGCCCCACGCAAGCUGGAAGACCUGCCCGAGAGCGUGUCUCUGCUCGACAUCAGCACCAGCGACAUCGACUUUUUCUUAUCCAACCAGCGCGACGUCGAGCUCUUCACCGAGUGCUUCCUCGACCUCACGUCAUGCACUUCAAGGCCUGCACGUAGCCUCAUCAGAGAGAUCUUGAAGCUCGGCUUAGAAGGCGAGUGUCGGACAUGCAGUCAAGAGGAGCAAGAAAUUCUGCACGCAAAAGGCAUGCAUUUCAUCGAGCAGUACAGCACCAAGUAUAGAGCGCAAUGGCGGCGAGUGAUCCCGAGACUGGGCUUCCUUUUGAGAAAUUCCCAGUAAUUAUUCACGAAUUUCAUUCAUAAAAAAUAUUGUUUUAUGAAUUCGUGUAGAACUGCUUCACUGCAACUCUUCAGGCAUGAACGAUUCUUGCUUGAGAAAUUUGUUACAUUUUUUAUUGCUGUUUAUUGAAUGCUUGUAAAAGGAAAAGAUCUAAUGUAGAGUAAAAAAUUGAAAUUAUUUUACAUCAGACUUAAUGCAAGAUAUAAUCCACAUCAGAAUGAUAAAAAUGCUUGGAUGAAGCUGUAAAAUAUCAAAUUAACUAUUUAUUAUAAAUGAAGUUUGUGGAAAUGAAA